GUAGGCAGAUGAUGUGGCAGGAAUCAUGGUAUCUAGGUGAGGCGCUCACUGGGACAGCCACACCAACGCGGGGGGUUGCUAACCUACCCCUGCAUCUGCCGUUUUGCGGCGCACUUGCGCUAGAGAAGCUCCCCCUUUCCGCCAACCCCUCACCACCUUUAGGUCCUCUCCAUCACUGGCCGAAACUUGCGACACCAACGACUGCCUAGCCACAUCAUCGCGGCAGCCUCACCCUUGAUUCUCCAAAAAAACAGCCGCAACCUCGUCUGGACCUCGACCUCGACCUCGAUCACCCAAAGAGCCUCUUCCCCUUAGAUUCUAGCCCUCAAGAUCCUGCAACGCCCCCUCAACAAGCAACAAACUGUAGCAUCAAGGCAACAAACAAGUCGCCCACAAUGGCAACGCAGUACGAAAUCGAGCACAACAUCAAGCCCGGGCCCUCGACCCAGGAAGGGACCCGCCGCAUCGACAUGUCCUCCUUUACCUCCUUCCUCACAAACCUCACCACAGCCGACGCGCCCUCGGCAGACCGCCACACGAACCCACAUGCGACGCCUACCCCCGUUGACGCCGCCGCUCUCUACCACCUCCUCCAACAGCAGUUCCAGACACUCUUCUCCACCGCCCCCAACGCUGACAACGCCCGCUUUCUGUCGGGCCUCGUCGAAGCCCUCGAGCGCGACAUCGCCAGCCCUCCCACCGAGAUCCCCGGCGUCUCGCAGGAGUAUCUCGACUCCCUCGAACGCGUCCCCAAGAAGGCGCUUCGCGAGGACGAGGCCUGCCCCAUUUGCGCCGAGAAGUUUCUCGACGACCGCUACCCGCUCGUCGUCGAGCUGCCGUGCCACAGCAGCCACCGAUUCGACCUUGAGUGCGUGAGCCCCUGGCUGCGCAGCAAGGGCAGCUGUCCCAUGUGCCGCAAGGACCUGACCAAGAAGAAGGAUCAGAUCGUCGUGCCAGACGAUGACGAGGACAACGACGACCCGGAUGGGUUGUAUGCAUAGAUUGGGUUUGCGUCCAGUGGGCGGGAAUCGGCUAUGCUUGGAGAAAAAGACAGCGUGGGGCAUCUGCUUGGGCGGGUAGGGACAGGGUGAGAGAGGCAGAGACGGGCGAACGGCAGAGUGACAGAAGACACGGAACGGGGUCCGGAGUUUGGUUGGAGUUGGAAGGGGGCUGCAUUUGAUAAUCCCUCUGCUUUUCACGACGGCCGUUACAAAACAAACCAGAAAACAGCCCGGAAUACAUCUUCACAUUUGUUCAGUCGCCACGCAAUCGAUCGGUGUCGAGACGCAAACGCAAGUUCGUUGUCCGCCCCUGGUGCUGAUGAUGCUACACUAGUACAUGCCUGUCGAUUUGUUCAUCAUUCUCCUCUCAGAUAUCUCGACCGACCGCCGCCCGCUGCAUUCACCAUCGGUCGCCCUUUGUGCCCCAGCAUCGCAUGCCGCACUCAGUUCUUCCCGUCCUUGGCCCCGCCGCCGGCGCCGCUCCUGCCCCCCUUCCUCACCUCCUCGCCGGCGCCGCCACCGCCGUGCGGCUUGUCGCCCUGCGGCUUGGACGCCGCCUGGUUCGCGCCCGAGA
This is a messenger RNA of Colletotrichum destructivum, 1575 nucleotides long. Its product is annotated as Putative Zinc finger, RING-type. Bases 396 to 1001 code for a protein of 201 amino acids. The record is from RefSeq and is a predicted model, not a curated record. The transcript is spliced from 2 exons. Gene Ontology annotation, molecular function: ubiquitin protein ligase activity. Gene Ontology annotation, cellular component: cytoplasm. NCBI's taxonomy places the organism in Eukaryota, Fungi, Ascomycota, Sordariomycetes, Glomerellales, Glomerellaceae. Gene Ontology annotation, biological process: protein ubiquitination.